Messenger RNA from Anopheles funestus (African malaria mosquito), 910 nucleotides. It is a transcript of the gene Csas, whose product is annotated as N-acylneuraminate cytidylyltransferase. Gene Ontology annotation, molecular function: N-acylneuraminate cytidylyltransferase activity. The coding region runs from base 40 to 804 and encodes 254 amino acids. NCBI's taxonomy places the organism in Eukaryota, Metazoa, Arthropoda, Insecta, Diptera, Culicidae. The record is from RefSeq and is a predicted model, not a curated record. The transcript has 2 exons.
AAUCAGUGUUAAUCUGCUUGAUUUUGUAUCACAUCUGAGAUGAACUGCAUUCUGAAAGUAGCACUAGCACUAUUAGUUAGGUUUGGUUCGUGUACCACAGACGAUAAUGAUUUUAAAUUUCCCAUUGCUGCUCUAGUGCUUGCUCGUGGAGGAUCCAAAGGCAUACCGCUGAAGAACAUCGUCGAAAUUCAACCAAAUCAAACUUUGUUGGCUCGAGCUCUAGACACAAUAGAACAGUCCGGUGUAUUUAGCUCAAUCUGGGUCUCGACAGAUCACGAACAAAUUGCUGCCGAAGCUAACCGUUACGGUGCUACGGUGUUUACCCGUUCGGCAAUGCACGCACAGGACCAUUCAACGUCAUUGGAAGCGACGCGCGAGUUUCUGGAUGCCCAUCCGGAGAUAAAACAUUUCGCUUUAAUUCAGUGCACUUCACCAUUUCUGCGGGUAGACUAUUUGGUACAGGCUGCUCAACAAAUUCGUUCGGGUGUGGACAAUUCACAGGAAAUUUCAUCGUGUACAUUCAGUGUAGUACGAAGUUAUAAGUUGCGCUGGCAGCAAGAUAUCGAAAGCGGUCGAUUACAUGCAAUUAACUUUAAUCCGUUAGCCCGCCCGAGACGCCAGGAUUGGUCGGGGGAGUUAGUGGAAACGGGUAUGUUUUACUUUUCCGAUAGACAGUUAAUCAUGGAAUUCGGUAGUUUCCAAAAUGAAAUGUGCACUGUAGUAGAAGUGGAUGAGCUUGACGCUUUGGAGAUUGAUACUCAGAGGGAUUUGACGUUGGCUCGUAUUUUGAUCGGAAUGGAAUAGUGUCGGUUCGCCGCUUCUCGGUAUUGCCAGUGUAAUUUUCUACCGUGAUGUGUUUUUAAGACGAUAAACGUGACUGGAAGCAAUCAGUAACUGUAUGCCGAUAGAA